AAAUGGUCUGGAUCCUCAAUUUCUAUUUUCUUCCGGUCUCUUUCAUCAAAAUUUCUCCAGGCAGUCCCGGCUUGGCACUGAACCCGCGCAAGAGAGCCGGUAAAAACAUCCGUUCCCACUUUGCUGCGACGCAUUUUCAAUUUCAAAAAAAUUUUCAGUUAAGUUUGGAGGUCAUCAUCCUCAUUUCAAACCAACUCCAAAAUUAGAGAGAGAGAGAGUGAGGAUAAUGCUUCACGAGGUUCUGCUGGCGCUCCUGGGCUACACGGGCGAUCUCAUAAUCGACGAGAGAGAUCACCGCAAUUCCCUGGGCAUCGCCUUGUCUCCCGACGCUCCCAUCGCCGACGAGCCCACUUUCAAGCUCGCUCCCGAUAUCUCCUUCCUCCAACCCAGCGAAAGGGAUCUGAUCGAGAGGAUCGUGACGCUAGGGUUUUAUUACCGAGAGCUCGACCGAUUCGCGACCAAGUCUCGGAAUUUGAGUUGGAUAAGGUCCGAGAACGCGAGCCCUUUAGCGACGAUCUCCGAGUUGUCCAAAGGAAAAACCGGAAAAAAGCAGAGCGUGUACCGUAGAGCUAUUGCUAAUGGUAUUGUUGAGAUUCUGUCGGUAUAUAGGUCGGCUGUUCUCCACAUUGAGCAGAAAUUGUUGUCCGAAACUGUCCCCAUUUUGGCCACUGUAACUCAGGGCCUCAAUAAGUUUUUUGUUCUUUUACCGCCUUUAUACGAGCUUGUUCUAGAGAUAGAGCGCAAUGAUAUUCGCGGCGGUCAACUUCUUAACCUUUUGCACAAACGAUGCCAUUGUGGAGUACCCGAAUUGCAGACGUGCAUUCAAAGGCUUCUUUGGCAUGGACAUCAGGUUAUGUAUAACCAGCUUGCCUCAUGGAUGGUUUAUGGGACUCUUCAAGACCAGUAUGGAGAAUUUUUCAUUAGGAGGCAGGAGGACAGGGAUGUAGAGCAUGGUUCUUCUCAUUCGGACAUAUCGGAAAAGUUGGCACGCUUAUCUACUGAUGAUACGUCUCUAACAGAUUGGCACUUGGGUUUUCAUAUUUAUUUGGAUAUGCUGCCAGAACAUAUCCAUAUGCGUGUUGCAGAAUCAAUUUUAUUUGCAGGUAAAGCUAUAAGGGUUCUUCGCAAUCCAAGCCAUGCAUUUCGGUUUCAGGAUGCUGCACAUCAUCACCAGAUGCCAAAAGGCUCUCAGAAAUUUCAAGGGUUCACAGGACGUUUUCCUUUCCAAAAGGAGCCACUUGUUGAUACAGAAAAUAUUGGAGAAGAAUUGCUGCCCCAGUCUGAGGCUGAUAAGAUUGAAUCUAUGCUUUUAGACCUAAAGGAAUCAUCAGAAUUUCACAAAAGAUCAUUUGAAUACGCUGUCGAUUCCAUUCGCGCUAUUGCAGCCAGUCAUCUUUGGCAGCUUGUGGUUGUACGAGCUAAUUUGAAUGGCCAUCUGAGAGCCCUAAAAGACUAUUUUCUUUUGGCAAAAGGAGACUUUUUCCAGUGUUUUCUUGAGGAGAGUCGCCAGUUGAUGCGUUUGCCUCCUCGCCAGUCAACUGCUGAAGCUGACCUUAUGGUCCCUUUUCAGCUGGCGGCAAUAAAGACUAUUGGUGAGGAAGACAAAUACUUUUCCAGAGUAUGCUUGCGGAUGCCUUCAUUUGGAAUGACUGUUAAAUCCUCACAAGGAGAUUUAGCGAAGGAUGGUAAUUCAGGUGCUACUUCAGAUACAGCCAUUGAUGGCUGGGAUGGGAUUGCUCUCGAGUACACUGUCGAUUGGCCAUUACAGUUGUUCUUCACCCAAGAAGUGCUCUCCAAAUAUAGUAGGGUCUUCCAAUAUUUGCUGCGGCUCAAACGCACACAAAUGGAAUUGGAGAAAUCAUGGGCCUCCGUAAUGCACCAAGAUCACACAGAUUUUGCAAAACGCCACAAUGACCGCGUAAAUGGUUCAGCACCUCAACAACGACGGCAACGAUUCAGACCAAUGUGGCGCAUUAGAGAGCAUAUGGCAUUCUUGAUUAGAAAUCUUCAGUUCUAUAUACAGGUGGAUGUGAUAGAAUCUCAGUGGAAUGUGCUUCAAGCUCACAUUCGAGAUUCUCAUGAUUUUACAGAACUUGUGGGAUUCCAUCAAGAGUAUUUGUUAGCUUUAAUUUCACAAUCUUUCUUGGACAUUGGAUCUUUAUCAAGAAUACUAGACAGUAUAAUGAAACUUUGUCUUCAAUUCUGCUGGAGCAUUGAAAACCAAGAAAGAGGUGCAGAUACAUCUGAACUAGAACAUAUAACAGAGGAAUUUAACAAGAAAUCGAACUCGUUGUACACUAUAUUGCGUAGCAGCAGGCUUGUUGGAAAUCAGCGAGCCCCAUUUCUGCGGCGUUUCCUUGCGCGUUUGAACUUCAAUUCAUUCUUUGAGGCAACUGCAAGGGGUGUCCUGAAUGUUGUCAGACCUCGUCCCGCACAUUCAGUUUUGAAUCAAGACUAACAUUAUAUCACGAGUUUUGAAGUGCUUUCUCGUAUAUACAACAGUUUGCCAUGUGAAUAUGAUCACUGGUGAAUUAUCUCAUUGUUGUGAGAUUACUGAAGGAAAUUACAAGUGCCCAGAUAAUGCUCCAGCGUAAGAAAUGAUUUUCAAGCUGUCCUGACAGGUAGGUGAGGCUUUUAGUAUUUUGCCUGAGGAGGCGCACAGAAAAUCAGCUUGACGUUCUUCUGAUCAUCCUAAUGUUGGUGGGGCUGAUGAGGAUGUUCUUGAAUGUGUUGAUUCUGCUUGGUAAUCCAGUGGUAAACCAUCCCUGGGAAGUUAGGUUUGCUUUUUUGGGUUGGUAGUUUGAGUUUAUCGAUCCUAGGAUGAGCCUACAGUUUCCACUCAUGUGCCCUAAGGCGGUGCUUUGCCAUUCUCUACUUUAGAUAGAUUUGCUGGUUCUGGUCGAUUCUAAACCCCCCUUGGUGAAUCCUUGGAAAACGGGUGGAAAAAAAGGUCUUUCGAGUAGAAAAGUUUGCAAUUCUUAAAGCAUUAAGUUUGCACUUUUAGUCAACUAUGAAUUAUGACUAGUGCUACCUGAAAAUAAAAAGAAUUAUUAAAAAGACAAAAAAAAUAUGUGAAUUGGAUUUGAGCAUAAAGUUGUCUAUAGAUUAUGGAAUCA
Messenger RNA from Morus notabilis, 3116 nucleotides. RefSeq names its product gamma-tubulin complex component 4. Bases 227 to 2458 code for a protein of 743 amino acids. NCBI's taxonomy places the organism in Eukaryota, Viridiplantae, Streptophyta, Magnoliopsida, Rosales, Moraceae. Gene Ontology annotation, molecular function: microtubule minus-end binding; gamma-tubulin binding. The transcript has 16 exons. Gene Ontology annotation, biological process: meiotic cell cycle; microtubule nucleation; cytoplasmic microtubule organization. The record is from RefSeq and is a predicted model, not a curated record. Gene Ontology annotation, cellular component: equatorial microtubule organizing center; gamma-tubulin complex; spindle pole.